Mobula hypostoma (lesser devil ray) is the source of this 721-nucleotide messenger RNA. RefSeq names its product immunoglobulin lambda-1 light chain-like. NCBI's taxonomy places the organism in Eukaryota, Metazoa, Chordata, Chondrichthyes, Myliobatiformes, Myliobatidae. Gene Ontology annotation, biological process: complement activation, classical pathway; antibacterial humoral response. Gene Ontology annotation, cellular component: extracellular exosome; blood microparticle; immunoglobulin complex, circulating. The record is from RefSeq and is a predicted model, not a curated record. Gene Ontology annotation, molecular function: immunoglobulin receptor binding; antigen binding. The coding region runs from base 9 to 659 and encodes 216 amino acids. The transcript is spliced from 2 exons.
ACGCGGAGAUGACUUUGACUCAGUCUCCGUCCGUAUCGGCGUCUCCGGGUAGAACCGUGAAAAUCAUUUGUACCAUGUCAGGGGGUAGCAUCGGCAGCUACUACACGAGCUGGUACAUGCAGAAACCCGGCAGCGCCCCAGUUUUUGUGUGGUAUGGAAGCUCCAGGAGAAGAUCGGGAAUUCCAGAUCGAUUCACCGGUUCCACGGACCCAUCGAGCAACCAAAUGCAUUUAACCAUCACCAACGUGCAAUGGGAGGACGCCGCCGAUUAUUACUGUGGUGUCUGGGGCAACAGCUUAUUCACCUUUGGGAGUGGAAUCAAACUGAAUUUCAACAAUCUGCGAAAACCCGCCGUGUCCGUCCUCCGACCGUAUGCGGAGGAAAUUCUGGGACAGGGCACCGCCACCCUGGUGUGUUUGGUGAGCGGGUUUAAUCCGGCCGCUGUGAAUAUCGAGUGGAUGGUGGACGGCAGUACGAGAAGGAAUGGCGUUGAGACCAGCCGGAUUCAGCAGGACACGGACAACACGUUCAGUGCGAGCAGUUACCUGACUCUGCCAGCCUCAGACUGGAACUCACACGAGCAUUACUCCUGCGUGGUUAAAUACGAGUCUCAGGCAACGCCAUUUCAAACAAACAUCGCGCGAUCCAGCUGUAUGUAAUACAAUAUGUUUAUACGCUGAUUCUUUAAAGUAAAACAAAUGAAUUUCAUGUACAGAUGUUA